GUUAAAUGUUUGCAAAAUUACGCGCUAGUUCCGCCCGGUGGUUUCUUUCCAUAACAGCAAAUUAAUUAUGAUUCCAACUAUUUAAAAGUCUUUAUUGGAACGCAAAUAACAUUUUUCUUUAGUGUUUCAUCUCAGGCUUACCUUUGGAACAUACAGCAUGCCUCGAGUAAAACUAGACUACGUUGUGAGUUUUAGCAGCGAAGAUUCGGAGAAUCCUGCAAGCAAUUUGCUAGCAUAUGAAGUGAGCAAGAAGAAAUGGCUGUGCAAAGAGGGGGAGACGUCCUGCUCCAUUGUGCUGCAGCUCAAACAUGCAGUUCAGAUUUCUACAGUUCACAUUGGCGCAUACCAUGCAGCACUAGUAGAAGUCUUGGUGGGGCGCUCGGAGACUCCAAAUGACCCAUUUGAAGUACUUGUCCCGUCAAGCGUGUUCCUGUCGCCUAUGGACUCGCGUCGCGGGACCGGCAUGGAGCGCGUGCGCUCGUUCAGUGCUGAUCAGCUUGCACCUGCUAAAGCUCAGAAGUGGGAUCGAGUAAGAGUUGUGUGCUCACAGCCUUAUAACAAGCACUGCAAGUACGGCCUCUCCUUCGUCCAUAUAUUCGAGUCAGACAAAUCCGAGUCUGGCAAGCCGCCAUCACCGCAGCCUGUACCCGCACCGGCCGUACCUACUCGAGUAGCGGUGCCAGUAGGACAGUACUCCUCGGAUGAGGAUGACUUCAGGCCUGGGGAGCUGUUCGCCAAGCAUCGGCUGAGCGAAGGGAGUAAAAAUACUGAAGCCCAAAUACGACAAGCAUCAUCCCAAGCACUCCGAAACAUAAAUGACUCGGCAACAAAACUAGUUAAAACUCCCAUAGCUAAAACUAACACUAACCGAACCAACCAAACCAAUGACUUCAACACAAGCAGACAGAAAGACAACCUCAUGUAUACUAACGAUGAUGAACAACCACACGCGAAAAUAGACUCUGUGGUAAAGAGGCAUAAGGAUGAGAAAGAACAAGAAACUAAAAAGAAGGAAGCUGUUCAAAAUCUGUUUAGAAAAGAUAAGGAAAGAACUAACAGAUUAGAGCAAGCUAGCAAGAGUUUUAAAGAAUUUCUUGAUGAUGAUAAAAAGAUGUCAAAUAGUUCUAGAAGUAAAGACACUUUUAAAGAUAAUGAUAGAAGGAAUAAAGAUUUAAACAAUUCUAUUAAUAAAGAUAGUUCCAGACAUGAUGACAGAAGAAACAAAGAUAAUUCGAGUAAUUCCAGAAGUCAAGAAAGUUCUAAAGACAAAAGAAAUACAGAUGAUUUGAAUAGUUCUAGAAAUAAAGAUAGUUCUAGAGAUAAUGACAGAAGGAAUAGAGAUGAUGGAAAUAGUUCACAAUCGCGGACAAAAGACGCAGGAGCUAGUGGAGAUAAUAGGAAAAGACAGCACUCUGAUGACAGGCAGAAAGGAAAAGAUGUGGUCCGCCCCGGCCCAGUGAGCUCCACUCCGCACACGCUAAUGUCUGGAGUGGUGUUCGCGCUGAGCGGGUACGAGAACCCGCGACGCGCGCGCCUGCGCGACGCCGCCGUGGCCAUGGGGGCGCGCUUCGAGCGCGACUGGAGCCCCGCCUGCACACAUCUUAUAUGCGCCUUCCCAAACACGCCGAAACUUCGAACAGUCCGUAGCUCCCCAUCGGGCGCCAACUGCACAGUUGUACUAGGAGAGUGGAUCGAACAGUGCUGCGAGAAGAGAAGGCUGCUCCCGUGGCAGUGGUUCGCCACGGAACCCAAGAAGAAGAUUCAACCCCCUGCUGGCUGGGAUGACGAUGAUAAGACUGCUUCAGAAUGCGACACUGACGACGAAAUCGAGAAAGUAUUACGAAAACAGAAGAAACAACGCACAGAUAAGUCACCCUCCCCUCAACCGACCACCAGCAGAGAUUCGCCCCAACCCCAUUCAAGCAGAGACUUAUCACCAAGACCACAAACCAGCAGAGAGAAAUCACCAAAACCGCAUACUACCAGAGAAAAAUCACCAAAACCACAUACUAGCAGAGAAAAGUCACCAAAAUCAAGCUCUGGUAAUAAAGAAAACUCACGAAAACGUAGCAGAAACCGAUCGGAUAAAGAAUCACCAAAACAAAAACGAAACCUCAACUUUUCUAACAUGUCUUCAGACUCCGAUGUGGCUUUCGUUAAAGACGAAAGAAUCCAAGCUAAUAUUACUAUUGAUUCAGGAGAUUCUACGGAUGAAGAGAAACCAGUGGUUAAAGAUAAGAUAGAUAAGACGCGUGUGUUGCCAGAUUUCUUCGAUGGAUAUACGUUUGUGAUAGAUGAUUGUGUGGAGGCUGUUGGGUUUGAUAAGGAGUUGUUGAGAAGAUAUGUAAAGGCGUAUGGUGGUGUGGUUAUGGAUGUGGCUGCAAUGGAUUCCGACAGCGAAAUCAGUUUCGUUCUAAGUGUCGGCGCCGGUAUCAGUAAAAAUGGACUCCGUGUGCGCGCAGAUUGGCUGUGGCGAUGCCAUGAGGACAAACAACUUGCUGACGUGGAAGAAUAUAAGCUCUAAUGUCUAAACCAGGGAUCGGCAAAUUUUUGAGAACAGCCCUUAGAGCAUUUAGUAACUGGAGACGUCAUGGCCGUCAUUUUCUGUACGAAAGUCUGCCGAUUUUUGCGGGGGAGGGGACGUCAAAUGUAUUGCUAUUUCUACAUGAUUUAUAGGUAACGUACAAAUAGCCAUGUCA
This is a messenger RNA of Cydia splendana, 2699 nucleotides long. It is a transcript of the gene XRCC1, whose product is annotated as DNA repair protein XRCC1. Bases 158 to 2524 code for a protein of 788 amino acids. Gene Ontology annotation, molecular function: damaged DNA binding. Gene Ontology annotation, cellular component: nucleus. NCBI's taxonomy places the organism in Eukaryota, Metazoa, Arthropoda, Insecta, Lepidoptera, Tortricidae. Gene Ontology annotation, biological process: single strand break repair; base-excision repair. The transcript is spliced from 10 exons. The record is from RefSeq and is a predicted model, not a curated record.